Paramecium sonneborni is the source of this 1290-nucleotide messenger RNA. Lineage: Eukaryota; Ciliophora; Oligohymenophorea; Peniculida; Parameciidae. The record is from the annotation of a GenBank genome assembly.
AGGUAGCUUAUUUCAUUUAUAAAAGAACUAAUGCUGCAGAAUAGAAUUACGAGUAGUACUUCUUGGAUAAAUUAAAAGAAAGUAUAUUAAAUUGAUAUUUAGGUAAAUGCACUACAAGAAUAUUAUCUAUGGGAGAAUAGACAAUAAAGGAAUAACUAUAUUAUUAUUAAGUUAUGGAACGUCAUGGUCCAUCUUUAAAAUUAAUUUAUAAUUUCUUAUCUAAAAAUAUUCCAAUAACAAUACUUUGUCUUAUGGCAAUCUAGAGUGUAAAUAUUUAUAGUAAUAAAAGCUAACUUGUUUAGAAUAGAUCCAUAAAUAAUUGAUUAUACAUCGUAAUAUUAGACCUUAAAAUUGUUAAUUUCUUAAAGUGGAUCAGAAAUUUUGUUGACUGAUUUUAAGUAUGCAUGUAGAUUUAGGAAAUAAUAAAAGAACAUUAUUGUCAAUAAUAAUUUACGUAGUUCUUCAAAUAAAUAAUUUUUAAAUAUAUUUUCAAGCUUAAAUCAACAUUUAGAAUAAGGUAUGAAUUUUAAAUAUUAAUGUCUAGUUUCUUCUCCAAAAGAUGAUUUAGAAUCUCUAGCCUUAAUAAUAAUUUAUUAUGCAGGAUUUGCUUCUGUUUUAGAUAUUAAAGAAGAGAAUAGAGGACUUAAAAUUAAAAAAUUGGAACACAUUAAACUAACUUUGUUACCAAAGCUUUCUUUUAAAGGAGCUCCUUAUGUAUUCAUUUAAUUUUAUAAUGGAGUCAAAUAAUCAUCUGUUAGUGAUUAUCCUUAAGAUUAUGAAAAAUACAAAUAAAUAUUUCGGAAAAUAUUAAACAUUUGUGGCUAUUCAGAAAAAGAUAUAGUAUACCCACAUUUAUAAAUGAUGAAAUAAUAUCAUUAUAAUUAUAACUUUAAUGUUAUUAUAGAGGAAUAAGAAACUUAAGCUUAAAUGGAUUCCAUUGAUGAGGAGCAAAGUGUUUUAAGAAAGAUAAAACAAUUAGAUGGAAAAAGAUAUCACAGAUUAAUUUCUUUAGAAAAUUAAAAACAAAAUUCUCAGAAAGAAUUAUUAGAAUUAAUUAUUAAUUUAUUUUAUAUAAUUUAAAUAUUUUUCACAGUUUAUAAAGACAAUCUCAAUAAUAUUGCAUCACGAAAAAAAAAAUUUACUAUCUUGCUCUUUUAUGUAGAUUUAAAAAAAAAUUAAUUCAAUUAUUAGGUAUUUAAUAAUCUUAAGAUUCUCACAAAUAUGAUAGAUAUUGAUUAAUUUUAAAAAUUUAGUCAAAAUUUUUUGAUUAAAAUAUUAUUUUUGUUUUGA